Molecule: messenger RNA, 15052 nt
Organism: Pocillopora meandrina
Lineage: Eukaryota; Metazoa; Cnidaria; Anthozoa; Scleractinia; Pocilloporidae
Source: the annotation of a GenBank genome assembly
AUGACAGAAAUCAGCUUGAAUUGUUUACCUGUUGGAAUGACAUCAGUGGGGAAGAAUGUCUAUCCAGUCGUCAACACGUUGGAUGAGUCCGAUGAUAAAGGAAAUGACGUCACAACUGAGAAUUUUGAAGGUGAAUAUUAAUAAGACGUGACUUUCUGCAUCGGAAGUGAUCGCAUUAUUUUUACGUUUUGAACAAGAGUCUAGGAAGGCUUGUACAUAUAUUACGAGAUAGUGUGGACCUCCGCCGACCAAAAAAACUCACGCGUGUCCUCGCGUGCCUCCUCUCUCACGGUCGUGCACCCGCUCUUGGCAAAAGUCUUCGAUUUUCCGUUUAAACCAUUUCCCUUUUUUCACAAAUUCUAAAGCAUGUAAAGUUCUGGGUUUGGUAAAAAUAAGAUUGUCUUCGUAUUCAUUGCCAAUUUUUUAUUUAUUUAUUUUUUUACAUCUCCUUGAACCCUAUAAACAUGACAUGAAGAAAGUGUCAAACCUCUUAACCAGACAAGUGAUUUGCAAUACUGCUUCAUAGCUGCAAUACAAUGAACUAGCCUCUCGAAACCAAGCAUGUAUCGCAAUUAAAAGCUGAACUCUGACAAAUGCUGCAUAAUCGGAUAAACCAGCGGCCCCUCAAAAAACAUCAAACACAAUUUGGCACGCUAAUAUAAAGCUGAGCUGCAAAGUGCACCUUUUGCUGAAAAUAAGUAAGAAGUAGGUAUUUUACCUUCGAUAUGGCGCUGAUGUGAAAUUAUACUUUUUCACAGUUUAUCAAAAACCGUCUUUUGAUCAAUUUUAUCUCAUAUUUUUUUAUCAGGAGUUGAUCCAUGUGUACUGACGGGCUACCGUGAAAUGGAUGGAAGCACAAAUGAGCAAGGAGAGGUGGAAGACUUGGAGGCCUCUGCUCAGGAUUUCAACCUUGCACAUGAGGAAUUGGGAUUUCAGGACGAAUUGGGCUUUCUGUAUCUUCCAAUCAAUCUACGCGCAAUUUUUGAUGGGUGAGAAAGACUUCGUGUUUAUCGUCCAAAUUCACUAGUUACUUUGUGUUAGUGGUAAUGAUUUGUAACUUCGAACCUUUCUGCCAUUUGGAAUGUCACGUGAUCGAUGUAAAUUCCAAGGAGAUGUGUAGUAGGAAAUGUAGUCAUAGAAAGCUCUAGUUUACUCAAGAAUCAACGCAAAGACAUUCUUCUCUGAGGCCUUGUUUGUAAAGCUUGGACAAUUUUUACGACCGUGAUCUAUGCCAGCUAUGAAUUCAAUCGAAGCGGUCGCCGUUAAAGCGGCUUAUAAUGGGUGAGUAGCUCUCUCUUAUGCGGCUUAUUUUCAUAUUUAGCGGACGCUAAAUUCAUACAUUUCACUUCAAUAUUUGUCGAACUUAAUUUAUUAUUUCUACUACGAUUAGGACAAUAAUGGUUUUGUCCAUGGAAAAUCGAAUAACUCUGGAGAAAUUCUGCGAUGAAAUGCGAGAUAUAUUCAGGUUUGGCGAAGAAGACGAAUUCACUAUGAAAUGGCUAGACGAAGAAGGUUAGUGGAUGUGUGUUCCUUCGAAACGGUGCGAUCUAAAUAGGAUUCUGUAUUGAUACGCUACCGAUCACAUCACUUUAAAUUUGCCCUAAAAGGCUUGUAGUGAUGUUGUAACAACAUUUAUAUUGAAUCGUGCUGAGUUCUAAGAAGCUCAAUAAUUUGGUAAAAUUCGCUCGUAGGUUUCGUCUGUAGUGGUUUCUAAAUAAACAUUUUUAUCGAUCCCACGAUGUCGAAGCUGACCAUAUUGCCUAGAGUAAUAUAUUUACAACUUAAUCAUUUUUUUAGGGCUUAAUGCGAAUGACUGAAAAAACGAAAUCUCUCGUUGGAAUUUCAGGUUUUAAUUUUCUCGAAAUAAAAAAAAAAACAUUCUUAUGUCUAGUAACAUCAGCUUUGUAAAUUUCAAAUUGAUUGAUGACGCGCUUGUAAGUGAGUUAUCUUCCAAAAAAGUCUCCCUCGACCACAGAGGUUUUAGCGGAAUUAAAUUUAAUUUGCGCUUUGAGAAACCCUUUGUCAUUAGGAAUCACUUAAAUCUUGCCCUUCAGCUUUGGUCUUGGUAGUCAAAAUUCCCAGACACGUACAUGUGUUGCGAAGGGAAAAAGUUGGGAGAUUAGAUAGGAAAAAUUUGCAUAUCGAGAUCAUCAUUGUUUGGUCGGCUUGGUGAAUUUGUCUGUUCAGUAACUUAACAUGUUGACUUAUUGCUGAUAUCUCCUCAACGUGAAUGUAAUUGGUAACUAGUCAGUGUUCCCUCUCUAUUGAUCAACCUCUUGGUAAAUAGUACAAUUGAUAAAGUGCUGUUCAGUGAAGUGUUUGAGUCUUAGAGUGUGAUUGUUAAAUAAAUACCAAAGAAAUCACCUUUGUCACAUAUGAAUCCAUAACAUGGUCUACAGUAGCUCCUAACCAGUGAGGUCUCUGUUAGUGGCAGAGGAUUAGACUGUAAAAUGAUUGCAUUUGAAGUGCAAAUCCUAGUGAAAAAUACAGGUGUUUCUUGUCCUGCUCUUACGACAAUUUAAUUAAUAUAUUCUAUCAAAUUAUGUUAAAGAUUAUUUAUAACCAUGUGUGUCUUUUCUCAUUAGGCGACCCAUGUACUAUUUCAACUCAAGUAGAACUUGAUGAGGCAAUAAGAUUAUAUGAACUUAACAGGGAUUCUGAGCUUGUUGUUCAUUGUAAGUACUCACAGACUAUAGAUUAUGUGUGAUAGUCUUUUCUGUGUAAUUAACAGGGCAUUAUUGUGUUGAAGAAAUAUAAGUUAUAUACACAGCUCUUAAGUCUCACAUAUUAAGCAUGAGACUUAAGCAAACAAAUUCAAUCUAUGAUAUCAUGCUGGAACUCUUAUUUAUCACUUAUUUAAGGUUUUUGAUUUGAACUGUUGAUUUUGAGGUACAUUUAUAGCAAAGUGCUGCUUUAGUUAAGUUCCCACUGAUUAAGUCUUAUUCUAAAUACAAUUUACUCCUUGAUAUCUUAGUGCUCAUUUUGAACACUCUCCAACAUUGGGAGUUCUUGCAUGUUAUCAUUUUUUCACAAUUUUCCAUGAGAGCAUGUCAGCAUGUGCUAUACCUCCUUGAGGAUGUCCAUGGCUUCACAAUCCAAGGCUUUGGGGGCAAAAAUAUAUUUCUCAUUUUUUUGCCAGUAAACUUCUACUUAAUGGGAAUAAUUUUAUUCCUCUUUACUCUUCAGUGUUUAAAGGUAUUCCAGACGAACCAGGUCGACUAUGUGAUGGUGAAACAAGUGAGUGAUAAAAACCUCUUUCUAACAAAGUUUUGGUCUGUACUGUAAGUGCUGUAAUGGACAAGUUUUUUUUUGCAUUUGAUCUAUGGCUUAACUCUUUAACUCCAAAGAUCUGGUUGAUUAGUCUCUCCCUACUGGCUAGUAUACAUUCCUUGUUAAUUAGUUACCAGAAUUUGGUAUUGGAUCAAGAUAACAACUUCUACCUGAAAAGUUUGAGUAUUUUCAUUACCUGUUUGCUAGGUAAUAUAUGGAUAUUUUAUGAAAAAGUUACAUUUCGAUCACACCUGGGAGUUAAAGGGUUAAGAUUAUGAAGCAUGCAAGCUAUGAAUCAAGAUGUACAUUGUAAGGAGUACUUAUAAAGGUGUAAAUAAUGAUACAGAAAGAGAAGACAAGGUUACCUGGUAGUAAAAUAUGUUUUAUAGCUCUUCCAUGAGUCUGACAGGUUUGGAAAAUGAUUUUUAGUCACUCAAAAUGGUGUCAAAUGACUGACACUAAAAGCAAAACCUGUCAAUUUUUUAAUCUCUGUUCAUUUGUUAACUUGUUAUAACAGAUAAUUGAAAAACAAAGAUUGAAUUUUUGUGCCUCUGAAAAUUUGGAAUAUGUCUAACAGCUUUAAACUUAUGUCAGUCAUUCCUGAAUUGACCAAUCAUAGCUCAGGUUACUGGAAUAUCAGUAACAAGGACUGACAGCAUUCUUUUUCAAGAUUACCAUUUUUACCGUUGAUCAAAGCAGACAUACACCUGACAAGGUUCAAACCAUUCCCUGCCAAUACCAGCUGUAAUGUAAAUACAAAUGAAUAGCAAAGAUAAUUAUGAGCAAAACUUUAAGCAAAGUUGUAGUAUCCAUGUAUUCCCUCUGGGUCAAUAAUGCCAUAUCCUUAGUCCUCAGUACCUAGGGUGGUGUGUGAAGUUUGAUUCCUGAACUGGUCAUUAAGAUGUGCUUUUGGGAAAAACAUUUCUCUCAAAUGUUUUUAAAAGGAAUACAUGUGAGCAAUAUUCUCUGUAUUAUUCUUCUGAACUUGAAAUACAUACAUGUGUAUGUACAUGUAAGCUCCAAAAUUAUGGGCUGUUCGGCUUGCAAUCAGACAUUUGAUUACCAUGACAGUGCAUUCCUUUCAUUUUAUAUUUUACCUUAUAACUUCUUCCAAAUUGUUUCUGUUAAGUAAUUAUUUAAACCAGUGAGUGUACUUUCUCUAUUUUACUUUUCUUGUGGAUUCCCAGAAAUCGCUUUAUACAAAUCUUUUAUAAUCUCUCUGUAAGCUACUGUCAUGUUAAUGUUCAAUAAGUGGAUAACAAACUGUAAGAACCAAUGCACUUACAUAUACACAUUAAAGCCUUGUAUUUUGCUUGGCAGUGAUGUUUAAAGUAUGUCACAUUCAAAAAAGUAUUUGUGCUACUAACAUUAUUUGAUAACUCUAUGAUAAUUUGCAAUUCUAAUUAGAAUUUUUCCUUGCCACUUCAAAAAUAUUAACUUUGGAUGUACUGAAAUUUUAGGUUAAAAAUAGUGUUAUUAUAAAAUUGAAAGUAGUCUGUGACAGGGUAAUUUGAUUCAAAUUGUUCAAGAGAAGAUAUUUCAAUCAGAAUAUUACCAAAAUUGUUGCGUAUUUCUGUUAAGAAAACAAGUCUUGUGCUAGCUUUUAAAGGUUUUAGUGUUGUUACUGUCUUUCGAUAAUAACAAGGCUAUCACUGUGUAAUCACUAAAUCUCACAAAAGUACAAAAAAUUAUUGCAAAUCUUUAAGGACAAUUUAAUUCUUUGCAGUCAUUUUUUUCCUGGCUUAAUUUUCACUUGUACUGUUAUUAGUGUUUUGACAAGAAAGCCAGACUAGAUAUUGAAUUUUGUAACCUUUUGUUACUUAAAACAAAAGAUAAUUAUAAUUUACUAUCAGUAAAUCAUGUUCCUUUUUGUGAUUGGUCAGUGGCUGAUUGUGGUACACAUAUCAGCAGGUUCCACCUUGUGUUUGGUACAUAACUUAUACAUUUUAAUAUUUAAUUAUGAAUAGCAAUUGCCAAGAAGAGACAUUUUACUGGUCCUUUGGCAAAAAAAUUCUAUCAACAACCAGUAAUGAUUGUUUGCUUUCAAAUUAACGUGGUUUUGAUAAUUUAAUUUCUAGGCAUAACCUGUCAACUUCUACCAUUAACAAUCAGAAGUUUAGUUCCAUGCCAUAAAUAUACCACUCAGUGCAAGGCAUUUUGAGAAAUUGUUGGUUUUUGAUUUUGAGUUUUUCGUGGAUUUGCUACUAUUGGAUGGUAUUCUUAAAAUUGUGGUUCGAACAAGAUUUUUCUUGAGAAAUGCUAAGUGUUUGGUACCUGUGGAGAAGCAUAUUAACUGUAAAUGGUCAAUCAUCUCAAGGAUUCGACACCGACACUUUUGAAUAAGUUGCAGCAAUCAGCUUAUUUAUUACAGGUUUUAAACCAGUUGUUGCUUUGUUUGAUUUUGAAUGUGGACAAAAGGAUUGGAAGGAUUGCAUUUUAUAACUUAAAAGAACUGAUAAAUGGAAUCAGAUGUUUUAUCAAUAUCUGGCUUGUUUGGAGCAUGUGUAGAAGAAGAAUAUGAAGCCCAAAAAGCAAAUCAGAAAUUUGGCUUCAUCCGACAAGCUUCUGCUCGCUUCUUCCGUUCCAUUAAACGUGCGCACAGGAACAUUUCUGGAAGUCUAAGUUCUGUGUUGACAAGGCAAAAUAAUGAAACAGAGGAAUCACAUGGAUCAGAACAACAAACUUCCAGCAGUGGUAGAAAAGCCAGACGUCCUCAUUCUGUUGCAUUUGGCGAAGAAUUCAAAGGAUUAACUGUCUCAUCUAGGAUAGGUAAACACUUUCCUGAUUGAAACCAUUUUGCUAAAUUCAUUUGUGAAUGCGCAUCUGUUCACUGCACACAACAAAUUUAGUGUGGCAUCACAUCAGCUGCCACAGGUUUUUUCAGCAACAUCUCUUGGAAAUAUUCCUACUACAUGAAGUAUGUUUUGCUACUUGAAGUUAUUAGAACAUAAUAUCAGUUAAUUUUCUUCCCUACAGGAAAAGGAUUAAAAAAUGAUUAUAAAUUGAAAAUGAAAAAUGAAAAACAUGAUCAUUUUGCAUUAUAAAGCAUGCUUUCUUCAGAUUCAGUCCUAAGAACUUACUUUGUUCUACAGGUUCAUAUAAAUUCUUGCAUGUACUGAUGUAGCAUUUUAGCCCUGUAGCAAGGGGAUUUUGUUAUUGUCAUGCUGAUAAUAUUGCAUAAUAUAUAAAUAUUUAAUUGACAAUAUGUUGUUUUUCAGUCAAUCAGAUGCGACUAUCUUUUUGGAAGAAAAUUAUUUUCUUAGUUUGAGUGGGCUGGAAUAACUUAAUUAAUAUAGAGAUGGAAUGAAAAUGAAGCAUGUUAUUUCUUUUUAUGUUAUGUAAAUUCUGCUGCAAAUUGAUCCUAACUUUUUCUUUAAAAAAGAAAUAAGUGAAAAUUCAGUGUUCAAAUCAUGAAUUAUGGGAAACUACCUAUGCUAGAGAGCCAUGAAAUUUAAUUGUAAAUAAGAUAGGAAAUGCCAUCGUUGCAUGAUCAUUGUAGCAUUAUUGUGGAACUAACUUCUUGACUGCAGAUGAUAGAAAAAUUAUCCUUCAUUUUAUAGUGAUCAAGCAAUAAAUUUAAAAAAUCAAUUUCCAUGGUGACUUAAUAAUAAGAAAUGUAUUUGAAAGUGAUCUUUGUAGUAAUUAUUUUCAUAUAUUUACACUCAUUAAUAAGAGUUGACAUGAUUAGUAACAGCAAGGCUGAGAGAAAAUGGUUUGAAUCUGAGGUGAACAGCUUAUUUGAUUGAGUAUCUUGUUGUAAGCCACAGGUCAACAAGACAAAGCUUUUGAGAAGCAAGGGGGUGUCAUUAUUAGAGUCAAAAGUGAAGAGCUGUUGUUGUAUAAUUAAUUUAAAAUGUAGAGUUUAAAGUUUGUUUAUAAAGAUAGAUUGGUCAGUUAAUUGUUUUUGUUAUUAACUGUAAGAUUCAACGGUUAGCUGAUUAAAAUAUUUUUGUGUUUUUAUUGCUCAGGGAAUAUCUACAGACGAGGAGCAAAGAGAUGGAGAAAGAUCCACAGAGUUAAUGGUCAUUCAUUUGUGGCAAAGAGAUUUAGUCGGGUGAGUUUACUUUGCUUUGGUCAAAACUUAAUGUUAAUCCAUUAACUCCCCAGAAAUGAUUUUUAAUUUUCCCUUCUAACUGCUACAUAUUUCCGUGUAAAUUAAUUAUUAAGAAUUUGGUGAUAGAUCAAGAUGACAACUUUUACUUGAUAGGUUUGAGUAUUCUCGUUAUCAGUUUGCUGUGUGAUGUAUGUAUGUUAGUAGGAGAAACUGCAUGUUCAUCACUUUUGGGAGUUAAAGGGUUAGAUUUUGCUUUGUGUAACCUCUUGGUGUAUGGAAUGUAUGACCACCACAUUUGUUAGAAUGGAUGCUGCCUUGAGACUCUAAAUUGAUUAUAUUUAUCUUUGUUUCAGCUUGCAGCUUGUUCGUUUUGUUCAGAUAGAAUUUGGGGACUUGGUAGACAGGUAUUCAAUAAGUGCUGUGUUCAAUAAAGUAAUAUUUAAUAGAGCAAGCAAAGAAAUUCAGUAUUGUGCUUUACUUUUGAAGUUUGUGUACACCCUAGCAUUAAUUCAUGAUUGUGAAUUUUCCUUGUUUUAUUCUUGUGCCACAUUUGACCUAACCUCAUUCAAUUCUCUUGUAGGGUUACAAAUGUCUUGAAUGCAAGCUAGUUGUUCAUAAAAAAUGCCACAAGUUGAUAAAGAUCCAAUGUGGACAACAACCAGUGAGUUACUUGGGGAUGACUUAACUUUUUGUAUUAAGUGUUGUUUUAAACUUGGCGUAGUUUGUUUAUUUGCCUUUCACUAAUUGUUUUUUAUUCCUUUUAGCAUCCAUCAAGUCAAACAAUUCACUCAUCACUCCCUCCCAUUGGAGCAGUGGGCACAAAACUUCCCCCAGCAGAGGAAGCACCAGGACCCAAAAGAAGUAAGCAAUAUAUUUUUUGAAACUUUAAACUUUUCUUCCUGGUAGUUUCUAUUUUCAGUUUGUCACUUCUUGAAUUGCAAUUUUUAUGCUGAAUGCUUUCAUCGGAAGGCAUUUAAACAUACCCUUUUGUAUGGGAAAUUCAUAAAAGAUGAUUAAUAGAGUAGAAGAAAAAAAUAACUCCCAUUUUACCUUUCACUAUUUUUGAAAUAGCCUAUCCUCACUCCAACCCAUCCUACGUCUGAAAGUCCUGGAAACUUACAAGACCCUUUUGGGGCUUAUUGGUGCAAUUAUAUAUUUAUUAACCACCUAAUGAUGAUGAUGCAGAAUUUUGGUAUUGUUCCUCUAUAACUGAUAUGUGUGUCCUAUUUUAACUAUUUUCCAGUCUAGAAAAUUUAAAUCCUCUAAGGCAGGAUUAUUGUUUGACAGGUGCUGAAAAUUAAUUUGUUUCAUUCUCAAUAUUUCUUUCAUGUAUGCAGCGAGAAGUGACAGUCCAGCAACUCGUAAGCGAGGCCUUGUUAGUGUUGAUUAUUCACAUGGCUCCAAGGCUAAGGAGGCAUCAUCUGGAAACAAUUUCUUGAUUUCACUGAAUGACUUUACUCUUCUCAGAGUGAUAGGAAGGGGCAGCUAUGCUAAAGUUUUGUUGGUGAGUAUCAUCCUCUAAACCUUCUCGAUAUAUUUACAAUAUACUGGGUGGAAAUUUUUUUUGAACAUUCGCAAGUGGUUGCAUUGGAUGUAAAUUUUUGAGUGAUGAGAAACAGCUUUUUUGAUGACAAAAUUUUGUUCAAAGAUGACAACUUGUUUAUACUUUCUCAAGUAAGAAGUUGUAGACAUGCAUAAUACAUGCAUAUAUGUGUGGUCAGCUUGAGUGGUGAUUGAAACAAACAACUCUACAGUUGUUUAGUAUUGUUGUGCUAUUAGUCUUUGCCUCAGAACAAUUACCCGUCAGCAUUGAAAAACAGUAAGCUAGUUCAAACAUACUAAUGAAGCAGACAUGAAUAUGCUUAUAUGUAAAUAUGCAAAAUUUAUACAGGGAUUUUGUGAAGUUUAUACACACCUACGCCUGAAUCUAUGUGCAUUUUAAGUGUAUUUUGUUGUUAACAUACACAUAAGAGGAACAUCCUUAAUGGAAACAAUAACUGCUGUCCUUCAGUGCUUUGGGUAACCAGGGGUUUCCACUUUGUUCAGCCAGCCAGCCAACCAACCACCUCCCCUUGCAAUUACACUAUUGUCAAUACUCAAGUAUGCCUCCUAUCUUUAGCACCUGGCAAUGUACUCACCACCAAAGAAAAAAUUUUAAUUUCUAUGAAAUUACUUUAAAAAUAAUAGUAUUUUAAAAGCUCGCUGACAAAUGUUUACUACUUUCUUCUCUACCAGGUCGAGUUGAAGAAAAAUAAGAGAAUAUAUGCAAUGAAAGUUGUAAAGAAAGAGCUUGUUAAUGAUGAUGAGGUUGGUGUUUAUCCAAAAAGUGCAUGUUUGUAGUUUUCUCUUGUUUUAUGGCUUAGGUAGUGUAGAUGAUGACGCAAAACUCUAGAUGCACUCAGUUGUGAUAACAGUUAUGCAUGGAUUGUGUUUUGGUUUCUUUCCAAAGGAUAUUGACUGGGUUCAAACAGAGAAACAUGUUUUUGAACAAGCGUCAAAUCAUCCAUUCCUGGUUGGACUUCAUUCGUGUUUCCAAACUGCUAGCAGGUACAUGUAAAGAGAUAAUUAGUUGAAUUUAUGUAGAAGUACAGAGGAUUACUAAAAAAAUGGAUACUUUUUUUGAAAAAAAAUUUAAAUUAACUGUUUAUUUUCUUUUAGGUUGUUUUUUGUAAUUGAGUUUGUGAGUGGUGGUGACCUUAUGUACCACAUGCAAAGACAGAGGAGAUUACCUGAAGACCAUGCAAGGUAAACACUCACUCAGUCAUUCUGCAAACCAGGCUCUGCCAGUCAUGUAGACAGUUUUUUCAAAUAAAGAGUGAAUCUUACAGUCAUUAAGUCUGUGUAUCCGUCAGUUUGUCUGCUAUUGAGUCCCAGAUCUGGAAAGGCUGUCAUAGUCAGACAGUUAGUUAAACAAUCAGUUAAGUGACGCAUUAAGACAGUCAAAGAGACAUGUGGAUAGACAAAAAAAUAAAUAUUAGACUGAACUUAAAUACCUAUUUUGGUUGACCCACACUUGGGUCACACUUAUGCUUUGAUUACUAAAGAAAGUGAGGUGUAAGAGGAAAUAUAAGUUAUAUUAAUUCAUAAUUUAUCCUUAGGUUUUAUUCUGCUGAAAUUUCAUGUGCACUCAAUUUCUUACACGAAAGAGGUAUGACCCAUUUAUGUUACAAAAAUUUGAUGAUUUCACUCACAACAAAGGCAGUGAAAUUCUUUUUGUUUCUGUUCCUUAUUAACAGAUGUGUGUUUCUGUUGUUAGGUGUGAUUUACCGGGAUCUCAAACUAGACAAUGUUUUACUUGAUUCUGACGGCCAUGUGAAACUAACAGAUUAUGGAAUGUGCAAAGUAAGUUCUCCCCCUUUUAAAAGAGCCUUCAAAUCUGCCGUCUUUUCUUCUUGAAGGAUGAAAUAAGUGUUUUGUAAUCUUCGUUUCUUAGGAAGGUCUUCGUCCUGGUGAUACAACAAGCACAUUCUGCGGAACACCAAACUACAUUGCGCCUGAAAUUCUUCGAGGGGAAGAUUAUGGUAUGUGGUUAGGUUCAUAAGGUCUCCCGAACACGGUGGUCCAUUACGAUUUAUUGCCUGUGUUACAGCGGUAUUGGACGCCACCCAGGGAUGUAACGUAGACCUGCCUCGUAACCUUUAGGCUGGCAUGACUUCUACUAUUGAAUUGAGUAAACUCGUAGUAGAGUGAGUGACAGUGGUUAUUUUCUUUCAACUUUUUUCAGGGUUCAGUGUCGACUGGUGGGCUCUAGGAGUACUCAUGUUUGAAAUGUUAGCUGGAAGAUCACCUUUUGAUGUUGUAGGAAGUGCAGAGAAUCCUGAUCAAAACACAGAAGAUUACCUCUUUCAAGGUUUGCCUGUAAACAAUUUAUUUUUAAUAAUCGAGACCUGUGCCCUUAGCACUUGAACUUCCCAUUACAAAUUUUCUUUCAGUUUCGUGCAUUAUAUGUUAUUGAGCACCUUUUUGUCCAAGAAUACAUGUUUGUCCAACUGAGAGAAUUGUAACAUUGAUCAUUUAACUAAAUUGUUACACCAAACACAAACGACCCAUUUUUGCGGACUUACCAAUCACAAUUGAAGAACGCCUCUUGAGUCUUGCAUGCAGUUAAUAACACCACAAUGUCCAGUUCUAACGAAGCAGAUUUGCUUGUAAUAUUGGCCUGAAAUGCGGAGUCAUUUAGGUUCAUGAAACGUUAGUUAAUAUUACAGACAACAGAGGACGAUCACGCUUUACGAACAACCAUUACUCACAGCUCAAUCCAUUUUCUGCAUAGAUUUUGUCUCAUCUGGUCAACUCAGCUUGCAGUUUUAAUAUUAGACUCUCCAACACCUACACCCAAUACGCCUUCAUGGCAGGCGUAUUUUCAAGCGAGAGAGUGCUUAAUAGUCUGAUCAAGUGCCAAAGCCGCCAUAUUGGAUUGGUAAGAUCGAGGAAAGCCAUCCUCUCAACCAAUCAGAUACGAAUCGACAAACGCGUCUUGGUCACUCGUGGUUUCCCGCGCUUGUUCUUACUUCGAGUUAUCAUUGGCUCUGUUAUUCCCUUUCUGAUUGGCCGAUAUGAUGAUUUUUUUUUUGUUGCAAUACUUAAAUGUGAAGCGCUCAAAUUUCUGCCAGAAGCUAAUGUUGGUUUUUACGUUCCUCUUUCCAGUAAUUCUAGAAAAACCUAUAAGAAUUCCUCGAUCCCUUUCUGUAAAAGCGGCUUCAAUACUCAAAGGAUUUCUCAACAAGGUGAGGUUAUUUUAAAAAACGUUAGAAAUUUGAAGGGGAAGGAAAAAACUAGAGAAUCUUGCAAUGACUUUGCUUGCCAACUUUUCUGAAAAGUAUUUCCUCAUCACAAUCACCCAGUGUGGCGACGAUUUCAAAAGGUUGUUGAAGCCUUCAACAACCUUUUGAAAUCGUCGGGCGUACGAAGAGUAGGAAGUUUGUGAAAGGAGAGAGAUUUCUGAUUAACGAAACUGUGAAACAGCGUGUAAUGAAGAAGUAGUAUGAUUAGGUGUUAUGAUUUGUGGUCAGGCGUAAGGAAUUGUAUUUCCUGUAGGCGAGGUAUAACUCAAACGGGCAGAUUUGCUUUUUAUAUUAAUCGUUGCACGCCGUAGCAGUUAAGGGGUUGAUGAGAUUGUCUUUCGUCUUGUUUGUUAGAAUCCCAUCGAACGUCUAGGCUGCCAUCCUCAGACAGGAUUUGCAGAUAUAACAUCACAUGUGUUCUUCCGGACAGUCGAUUGGGAACAGGUUUGAACACCCUUCAUAAUUCAUAAUUUCCUGUUACCUCUUUCGCAUUUCGUAUAUUUUUAGGAGGCUGUCCCAUGAAGAUUAAGGCCCAAACUAAAGACUUAGACGUUGAGCUCCAGUGGACAGAAAUUCUGUGGUUCGAGAUUAAAAAACAGAACACUUCAAGUUCACUUUUUCAAGAACUAAAAGCUCAUAAUUGCGAGAUUUAGCGCUCCCGAGACUGCUACUUUGAUCCAGAUUCAGUAAGCAAUCUGGGGCAAAUUUGCAGAAGAAAGUUAUCGCCAGUUAUCGGUCCCAAGAAGUUUCUUUGUUUGCCUUGUUUACAUUCAAGAUCAAGAUUUUAGAAGUUCUGAAAUUAAACCUGUCCAAUGAAAUUUAGGAAAAGGUAUGGACUAGAAUUUUGGCCUAGAUCCACACGACUAUUCAUGAGAUGAGAUCUUAAAAUAUGGCUUCAGGACCGUAGAGUUACCGCAACUUGCAUGAAACGGGCCCGUAGAUUGUUCAAAUUUUUAGAUUGCUUCACGGAUGGCGAAAGCAAACUUACCAAUAUUUUUAAUAUUUGCACUUAUUAUUGUUAUUAUUUUUGUUUUAUUCAAACAGUUGGAAGCACGACAAGUGGCUCCCCCGUUCAAGCCGAUGAUAGAAGAUCAGUAUGGACUGGAAAACUUUGAUCCUCAGUUCACUAAUGAACCUGUUCAACUCACACCAGAUGACCCGUAAGUUGAACAAAUUAACUUAACUUUGUAAACAGUAAUGAUUUCUACAUACGGAAACACUGACAUAAACGGUAUGGCAAUUAUGAAUUAAAAGUGUGGUAGGUCACUGUAUGUACAAGUGUCGGCAGGUGAUUUAUCUAACCAAGUUGCGCUAUUAAGCAACUCAUGCAUGAGGGGAAAGACAUUUAUGAAAUAUUUAGGCAAUCCAAGAUGGCGCUAAACCUAGGAAAGGGGUGUUCAUCUGUUUAAACAUUUGAAAUCACUUUUUUUGGGAGAAUGUGCCGUGAAACUCUUAAGAUUAAAUGGGAAGGAAAUUUAUAUUCAGAAUAAUCCCUUUAAAAGUUUUUUCUUUUUCCUCUUUUCUGACGACAAAGAUAACCAAGCGGGUAUAUAUUUUAUGUGAUAGCUAUCGAAGAUUUGAGUAAGGUAAAUUGGAGUACUGAAAACACUGGUUCAUAUUAUACUUUUUCAUCGCAGGAAAAUGCUCGAGACCAUCGAUCAGUCGGAGUUUGAGGGCUUUGAAUACAUUAAUCCUCUUCUAAUGUCCUCAGAGGAAUGUGUAUAAUGGCUGCCUUCCAAGACUGAAUAGCUUCAUGUAUAGAAAUCAGUAGAGUCAUUCUUGAAAUUAUAUCUUUAAUACCACUUAUACACAUUUACACUAACAGUUCACGUUCUGCGCAAGAAGGGGGGCGUGAUCUUUUGUCGAAGGUAUCGCAAACGUUUGGUAUCGGAAUCAUUCAGAAUAACUGUAGCUCUGUGAUUGGUUACAAAGUGCCCGAAGGGCUCUUCUCAACCAAUCAAAUAAGACUUCAAAAUCAAUCGCUUAUUGAUAAUUUGCGCUUGAUACCUGGCCAAUUAAUUGAUUUCUUUUUGACUUUUGUAUAAAUUUGCUUGAUUUGGUUUCGUGACUCAAAAACGAACAACUGUGUGUAGCAGUUUUGUAUACGGUAGAUAACACAUAUUGACAUGUGGUAUUAGAUGAAAGAAAGCUUGCGAAAUACUUCAUACUCAUUUUCUUUCAUACUUUUGAGGAAUUUCUAAUGUGUUACCUGUUCUCAGGUGACAAAUGUAUACAGUACGAAUAUACCUGGCAGAGGGUGCGGUAAAGAUACUACAUUUACCAUACAAUGCGAUCAGAUCCUAAAAAAUGUAAUUUUCUUAGAGAUGACUUGCUAAAGGAUAAAAUUAGAAUUGAUAUGUUAUUUUACACGAAUAAAAUUGUAACGUAGUAAAGUAAAGUAAAGGCUGAUUGGAGCAGCUCUAUUUUCCGCCGUUAAAAAUGAAACUUGGUAAGUUAUACUCUUUUGUGCCCUAAAAAAACGCAUUGUUGUAUUGAGGAAUAUCUUAGUUUGGCUUUGUUCAUGUGAUACGUAGAGGAUGAUCUAACACCUGUAAAUGUUUUGUGACUGGGCCAUAAACGGGUUGUCAUCGACCAAACUAGUAAAAAUCAGAAUUAUUCUAUGUGGGACAGGUCACGUGAUCCUUGCUCUUGGUCCUGAUUGGCAAUCGAAUCUGAUUUAGUUUCAAUGCGGGUAGGUGAUUGAAAACAGGUCUAUUUUCACUUAUAACGUUUGAAAUUUAUUUAUAAUAUAAGAUCACAAAACUUGGCACUCAUCAUUGUGGGUUCGGUACAAUAGGUAGGUAGGUAGGUAGGUAGGUUGCUCUAAAGUUUUGAAAUUGUAAACAGUACUGGGAAAUUGCAUGCUAUUUUUUAUGCCGAGAUAUACAAUAAAUCAAUUUGGUGAAGCUUCUGACAAUGUCUUUAGUUUUUUGACCUUGUAGAC